Molecule: messenger RNA, 1073 nt
Organism: Pseudomassariella vexata
Lineage: Eukaryota; Fungi; Ascomycota; Sordariomycetes; Amphisphaeriales; Pseudomassariaceae
Product: Threonyl/alanyl tRNA synthetase
Exons: 1
Coding region: 144-980 (278 amino acids)
Biological process (GO): regulation of translational fidelity; alanyl-tRNA aminoacylation
Molecular function (GO): ATP binding; alanine-tRNA ligase activity; Ser-tRNA(Ala) deacylase activity
Source: RefSeq, a predicted model, not a curated record
CGUUGUACUAUGCGAGUAUAUGCAAUAAGUGAAGCGCUACAACAGCUGUCAACUGUGUCAUUGGAGCAUGCCGUGGUCAGUCACUUUUUCGUCACACCUCAAGCUGACAAAUUUCCUCAAACUGUCAUUACUAGCAAUCUACAAUGCAACGCACCUUCCUUGCGUUCCAACGCAACGCUCACCUCCACACUUUGCAAACCGUAGUGACGGCAGUGAAAUCAAUAGCCUCGCUCGAAGAAACCAAUAAAGCACUAUUCAAGCAAGCCACCGACGAAGACCAUGUCGUGGUCACAGAACAAACCAUAUUUCACCCUCAAGGCGGCGGUCAGCCCUCAGAUGUGGGUGUCAUGAAGAGCGAUAGCGGCAAUGUCAUAUUCGACGUCCUGAGCGUGCGCAUGUGCACUGUCAACGAGGGCCAGGUCAUACACUUUGGCCGCUUCUUCACAGACGACAGUAAGAAAACUAUCGCUGCGUCAUCGGCCUUCAAGACGGGAGAUAAAAUCACACAGACUAUCGACAGCGCUAAGCGCGAGCUCUACUCGCGGUAUCAUACAGCUGGUCAUGUACUGGGUGCGGCGGUGCGGCAUCUGCUUGAAAAUGAGAUCGACGGAUUCGACGAGCUGAAGGCGUCGCAUUUCCCGGACUCGGCAGCGUGCGAGUUCCAGGGCUUGAUUGAGGGGAAAUGGAAGGAGGCAAUUCAGACGCGGCUGGAUACCUACGUGGAGAAGGAUAUGCCGGUUGAGAUUGACUGGUGGGAUGAAGAGGAUUUCCGAGCCCAUGGGCUGGAGAGGCUCAUCCCGGACCGGAAGGCCAUGGGUAUGACGGAUGAUGAGAACUUUAGGGUGGUUAAUAUUGUGGGUGCUGAGGCGUAUCCAUGUGGGGGUACGCAUGUGGAUAGCACUAUGAUGUGCGGAAAGACGAAUGUGAGGAAGAUUAGUCGUGCGAAGGGGACGAGUAGAGUGAGCUAUGCAUUGCCGUAACACCACUUUGUUCCAUGUUAGAUCUAGAGGUCGGGCUCGAGAUAUACAUAGAAGUCAUACAUGUGAAAAGCUACCAAUAGAUAAUUUACCGGC